CUCAGCCGUGCGGGGGCCGCCUGAACUCCAAGGAUGCCGGCUACAUCACCUCCCCGGGGUACCCCAAUGACUACCCCUCCCACCAGAACUGCGAGUGGGUCAUCUACGCCCCUGAAUCCAACCAGAAGAUUAUCCUUAACUUCAACCCUCAUUUUGAAAUCGAAAAGCACGACUGCAAGUACGACUACAUCGAGAUCCGAGAUGGGGACAGUGAAGCGGCAGACCUGCUGGGCAAGCACUGUGGGAACAUAGCACCUCCUACCAUCAUCUCUUCUGGCCCCUCUCUCUAUAUCAAGUUCACCUCGGACUACGCACGGCAAGGUGCCGGCUUUUCCCUGCGCUACGAGAUCUAUAAGACAGGCUCUGAGGACUGCUCCAGAAACUUCACUGCUUCCAAUGGCACUAUUGAGUCUCCAGGUUUCCCUGACAAGUAUCCACACAACCUAGACUGCGUCUUCACCAUCAUAGCCAAGCCGAAGACAGAAAUCCUCCUCCACUUCCUGCUCUUCGACCUCGAGCACGACCCGCUGCAGGCAGGGGAAGGAGACUGCAAGUACGACUGGCUGGACAUCUGGGAUGGCAUCCCUCAGGUUGCCCCCUUGAUAGGCAGGUACUGUGGCACUAAGAUGCCGUCGGACAUCCGCUCAACCACUGGCGUCCUCUCGCUCACCUUCCACACAGACCUGGCAGUGGCUAAAGACGGUUUCUCUGCUCAGUACUACUUGAUCCAGCAGGAAGUCCCAGAAAACUUCCAGUGCAACGUGCCGCUGGGGAUGGAGUCUGGCAGGAUCUCCAACAUGCAGAUCAGUGCCUCCUCCACCUACUCAGAUGGGCGAUGGACUCCUCAACAGAGCCGGCUCAACAGUGAUGAUAACGGCUGGACCCCCAACGUAGACAGCAACAAAGAGUACCUCCAGGUGGACCUCCACUUCUUGACAGUGCUCACAGCCAUUGCUACACAGGGUGCCAUCUCCAGAGAAACCCAGAAUGGCUACUAUGUCCGUACCUACAAGCUGGAGGUCAGCACCAAUGGGGAGGACUGGAUGAUGUACCGACACGGGAAAAACCACAAGACGUUUCAGGCCAAUGAGGACAGCACAGAGGUGGUUCUCAACAAAAUCCACAGCCCGGUGCUCACACGCUUCGUGCGCAUCCGUCCCCAGAGCUGGCACAACGGCAUCGCCCUGAGGCUGGAGCUGUAUGGCUGCCGCAUCACCGAUUCACCCUGCUCCAACUUGCUGGGAAUGCUUUCUGGCCUCAUCCCUGACUCACAGAUCUCGGCCUCUUCCAUCAGAGGCUACGACUGGUCUCCCAGCAUGGCCCGCCUGGUGAGCAGCCGCUCAGGCUGGUUUCCCCGCGUCCCCCAAGCCCAGCCUGGGGAGGAGUGGCUGCAGGUGGACCUUGGUGUACCGAAGAAUAUCAAAGGCGUCAUAAUCCAGGGGGCUCGCGGAGGGGACAGCGUGACCACCACUGAGUCCCGCUCUUUCGUGAAGAAGUUUAAGGUGGCCUACAGCAUGAAUGGAAAGGACUGGGACUUCAUCCAGGACCCCAAAACAAUGCAAGCCAAGCUUUUUGAAGGCAACAUCCACUACGAUAUUCCUGAAGUCCGGAGGUUUGACCCUGUUCCUGCCCAGUAUGUCCGAGUGCACCCAGAGAGGUGGUCCCCAGCAGGAAUAGGAAUGCGCCUGGAGGUGCUGGGCUGCGACUGGACAGAUGUAAAGCCCACUGCAGAGACGCUGGUGCCCACUUUGAAGAGUGAAGAAACCACCACCCCAUACCCAACUGAUGAAGAGGCAACCGAGUGUGGCGAUAGUUGUGGAGAAGAGGAGGAUUUCCAUCUCCCUGCAAACUUCAACUGCAACUUUGAUCCCCCUGAAGACCUCUGUGGUUGGUCACAUGACUUGGCAACGGGUUAUACGUGGUCUUUUCAGCCUACAAGCACCUGGAUUGGCAACUCUGAAGCAAGCCCUGAGACUGUGCCUGACAGCAAGAAUUACCUGCAGCUCCAAAGCAACGGAAGGAGGGAAGGCCAGCGAGCCCGGCUCAUCAGCCCCACCAUCUAUCUGCCCCGGAGUGCUGUCUGCAUGGUCUUCCAGUACCAGGCGUGGGGCAGCAAUGGGGUGAUGCUGCGGGUCUGGCGGGAAGCCAGCCAGGAGCACAAGGCGCUGUGGGUCAUCAUGGAGGACCAAGGGGAGGAGUGGAGGGAAGGCCGCAUCAUCUUGCCAAGCUAUGACAUGGAGUACCGGAUUGUGUUUGAGGGAUAUAUACGCAACGGACACUCGGGAGAGCUCGCCCUUGAUGACAUUCGGCUAGGCACCGACAUCCCGCUGGAGAACUGCAUGGAACCCAUCACAGCUUUCCCAGUGAACUUCCCAAGAAUGGAGGAUGACUUUCCAACCUCUGAGCAAGACUUUGAAGACAACGAUGGUUCAGAUUACUUUGGAUUGGAUAGGAACGACACACUAUUCUCUACUAACUCUCCAGGAACCUCAAAGCUGGACAAAGAAAAAAGCUGGCUCUACACCCUGGAUCCCAUCUUGGUGACCAUUAUAGCGAUGAGCUCCCUCGGUGUCCUUCUCGGGGCCAUCUGUGCCGGUCUGCUCCUCUACUGCACGUGCUCGUAUGCUGGGCUAUCCUCACGGAGCUCCACCACGCUGGAGAACUACAACUUCGAGCUGUACGACGGCAUCAAGCACAAGGUCAAGAUGAACCACCAGAAGUGCUGCUCAGAGGCCUGAUGGGUGCCCUGGGGUUCACCCUCGGUGUUGCACCCGGUGAGGUGGGCUGGCAGGGGGGUUACAUUUUUUGCUGUUUUCUAUGGGAACUGAAUGCCAUAACAGGGAGCGAGGGGCGCGGGAGGAGCGAGGGGAGGCGCUGCUCCUGCUGCCAGGUCCCGCCGGCGGGUUGCGCUCCACCAGGACCGAGCAGGCGUUCCUGCAAACUGGACUGUGCCGG
This is a messenger RNA of Balearica regulorum gibbericeps (East African grey crowned-crane), 2955 nucleotides long. The record is from RefSeq and is a predicted model, not a curated record. NCBI's taxonomy places the organism in Eukaryota, Metazoa, Chordata, Aves, Gruiformes, Gruidae.